AUGGCUCCUUCACACCGUCGCGGCCCUUGGGUUCCUGAAGAGGACCAAUUGCUCCUGCAGCUCGUCCGUGAGCAAGGUCCUAACAACUGGGUCCGCAUCUCUCAACACAUUCACUUUCGUUCUCCCAAGCAAUGCCGCGAACGUUUCCACCAAAACCUCAAGCCGUCCUUGAACCGCGAACCUAUCUCUGCGGACGAGGGGCUUAUGAUUGAACGGAUGGUCGGUGAGAUGGGAAAGCGAUGGGCUGAGAUCGCUCGCCGCCUAGGGAAUCGAAGUGACAAUGCCGUGAAGAAUUGGUGGAAUGGGAGCAUGAACCGCAAGCGCCGUGGCCUCGCAACGCCCACUCUGUCUCGCACCUACACUGGCCGAGUCGAGCCCUCAUACCCUCGUGCUUCAGCCUUGAGCCCAUCUCGACCUCGCUUCAGCUCUCGCCCGUGGGCCGACUCCGAUUCCGUCCACUACACUCGCCGCGACUCCGUAUCUACUGCUCGCCACCUCUCCCCCAUCUACACUCUCCCCUCUAUCAACCGCCCUAUCGACGCGCCAUUGACCUCGCCUGCCUUCUCCGAAGCUUCUAAUGCUACCUCCGUCGAACCACCUUCCAUGGUGUCGGACCACAACUCGGUCUCUUCAUCACCACGCACUCUCCCCUCCCCACAGAUGCUCCCCUUGCCUAUCGAUCUACGAUCACAUUAUGACGCCCGCCGUCAAAGCGUGGCGUCGGUGCAAGUGGUUGACAACUCACCGAACUAUCCUGCUCGGGCCCUAGAAUCUCUCCCCGACAUGGCUUCAAAACGGCCUUGGGUCGACUACCACCAGUCAACCAUGGCCUCAUGGCACCAACCAGCCGAUUCCCUCCCCAAACCAUGGGAGUCAAGGCCCGAGUCUUCCAAAGACACCCGUAUGGGAGUCAACAAUCUCCUGAACUAA
Molecule: messenger RNA, 930 nt
Organism: Penicillium chermesinum
Lineage: Eukaryota; Fungi; Ascomycota; Eurotiomycetes; Eurotiales; Aspergillaceae
Gene: flbD
Product: putative MYB family conidiophore development protein FlbD
Exons: 1
Coding region: 1-930 (309 amino acids)
Biological process (GO): mitotic cell cycle; positive regulation of transcription by RNA polymerase II
Cellular component (GO): nucleus
Molecular function (GO): RNA polymerase II cis-regulatory region sequence-specific DNA binding; DNA-binding transcription factor activity, RNA polymerase II-specific
Source: RefSeq, a predicted model, not a curated record